Enterobius vermicularis (human pinworm) is the source of this 921-nucleotide messenger RNA. The record is from the annotation of a GenBank genome assembly. NCBI's taxonomy places the organism in Eukaryota, Metazoa, Nematoda, Chromadorea, Rhabditida, Oxyuridae.
AUGAUCAAAGCUAAUGAGAACACGUUGAAAAACGAUAUCGAGUUGAUGAUAGACACAUGGGCAGCAAGUCAGGGAGGCGCCGUUCAAGCCGACUAUAAUGAAUUUAAGAAAGAUGCACAGACUGCCUCGAAUCUGCUGGUAGACGUCGUUAACAAUGCCCAAAUCAGCGACGAAGCUAAAGAAGGUUUACGAAAACUUUUUGAGAUUGAGCAUAAUAAAGGUAUCUCGUUGAAUGACGAAAGACGGCUAUCAUCUGCAUUAAUAAACGACCUCAGUGCUACUGCACAAGCUGAACUGACGCAGUUUCUACAAGAUACUAGACGACAGGAUUUGUCGAAAGUUUCGGAGCGGAAAGGUAACAAAAAUCUAUCAUUUGCGUCCAGAAGAGGGCCGUGUGAUGCAAACACUAAUGCUUCCGGUUUGCAACAAUCAGUUUUGCAGUCUCCAAAUGGAACUGAAACAGAUAUUUCGUUAAUCAUUCAAUCGUCACAAGAAGUCGGCUAUUUAUCAAAUUCAUCACCGUAUAGUGACCGAACAGUAGUCCAUCUACCAUGUAUCUUGAACAACAGUAAUUCAGAUGUUGGCCAAAACUUGAGUGAUUUUCAGAAAGCAAGUGAAGAAAACGAUGAAACUGCAGAACAAGCUUUCGACUCUUUUCAAAAUGCAGGUUCUACGAAUCAACAAAACCAAGUAGUAUCGAAGAACGCAAGUGAAAGUGGUGUAAACGAGACAACAACAGUAGCAGUUAACCCUCAGGCACUUCUUGUUAACGCUCAAGGAGGUGCUGUAUCGACCUUGAUAACGCCGGCUUUUUUUGAAACCAUUACACCUACGCUUGAGGUGGCGUCAACGGCUACGCCAUCAACUACCUCUGAAGAAUUCACAGUCCCUGCAGUCGGCACACUCAGUGAAACGCAGUAA